GUCUGAAAAUAGCAGGUUUACCAAAGAGUAAAUAUGUUGUCGUUCACCUAGCCAUCGAUGAUUCCAUGAGCUUUUGCAAAAAUUAUGGAUUCCAUAAUUUCAAACCACAAGUCAGUCAUCCACCGGGAAUUUCUAAUGAUUGAAAAAUAGAUUUUUAGGUUUUAAUUCAGAAGAACCAGAUAUGUCAAGAGAAAUGUAUUUGACCUAAACAGGAGAAAUCUUGAGUCCUUGAAUUUGGAUUGAAGAAAAUGAUGUUUUGGGGUCAAAAUCAAAGAGAGAAUAUUGAACCUAGUAAUGAUGAUCUUCAUUGUGGUCAGAUUCGUGUCCUUGUUGUUGGAGAUUCAGGUGUGGGGAAAACAUCACUUGUGCGCCUAAUUGUUAAAGGUUCUCGUAUAAGACGCAGUUCGCCAACUGUUGGUUGUACAGUUAGUGUAAAGCAUACCUCUUAUGGAGGUUCUGGUAGCUCUUCUAAUAACAGCAGAGGUGAUACAGAGAGAGGCUUCUUUGUUGAACUUUGGGAUGUAUCAGGACAUGAACGUUACAAGGAUUGCCGUUCUCUUUUUUAUUCACAAAUCAAUGGCGUAAUCUUUGUGCAUGAUCUUGCUCAGAGAAGUACUAAGUCAAACUUACAAAAGUGGGCAUCAGAUGUUGCUGCAACAGGAACAUUUUCAGCUCCUCUUAGCUCAGGUGGACCCUUGGGACUACUUGUUCCAUACAUUGUCAUUGGUAACAAAGCAGACAUUACAGAAAAGGUAGGUGAACGGCUUAGUAACGGAAAUCUUGUUGAUGCUGCUCGCCAGUGGGUUCAAAAGAAAGGUUUGAUUCAACCUAGUGAGGAACUUCCAUUGGUCGAGAGUUUUCCAGGUAGUGGAGGACUCAUUGCUGCUGCCAAAGAAGCAAGAUAUGACAAGGAAGCCGUGCUAAAGUUUUUCAACAUGUUGAUCAAAAGAAGAUAUUUCGCGGAUGAGUUACAUUCACCAAGUCCCUGGUCUAGUACACCAUUUCAGAGACCUCCCCAGUGUUUGGAUGAAGAUAUAAGCAACAGUGAUCAGUAUAAUACCACUCCAAGUUUGUACAAUGAUCCAUACGCUUCCAACCUUGUUCCCCGAAUUCCUUCACAAAGAAAUCUCACACCUUCAACCACACUUUAUCCUGAACAAACCCCGGUUUCUGCAUCUGAGAUCACCUCCAAGAAUCUCCCAAGAUUUUGCUCAACUGGAUCUCUGGCAGCCAAUAACACCAGAUUGAAGUUUUAAGUUGCCAUUUUCCACCAUCUCUAUUCUUUUGUACCCAGUAUUUUGUAUACUACUGGUAGUAAAUAAUAAUCUCCACAAAGGAAUGGCUCCAGCAGUGUGGUUGCUCUGAAUGAAGUGUGAAAUGAUAGCUAUUGAUCCUCUGUUCAAACAGGGUAGAUUUUGCAAUGAACACUGUUUCCCAAAUAUCUAUACACAUAGAAGGUUAAGUUUUGAAAUAGAAGGGUAAGUUUUGAAA
Papaver somniferum (opium poppy) is the source of this 1491-nucleotide messenger RNA. Its product is annotated as small GTPase LIP1-like. Gene Ontology annotation, biological process: intracellular protein transport. The transcript is spliced from 7 exons. Gene Ontology annotation, molecular function: GTPase activity; GTP binding. The record is from RefSeq and is a predicted model, not a curated record. Lineage: Eukaryota; Viridiplantae; Streptophyta; Magnoliopsida; Ranunculales; Papaveraceae. Gene Ontology annotation, cellular component: endomembrane system. Bases 249 to 1256 code for a protein of 335 amino acids.